Molecule: messenger RNA, 5743 nt
Organism: Scophthalmus maximus (turbot)
Lineage: Eukaryota; Metazoa; Chordata; Actinopteri; Pleuronectiformes; Scophthalmidae
Gene: cep85
Product: centrosomal protein 85
Exons: 12
Coding region: 1814-3961 (715 amino acids)
Cellular component (GO): centrosome
Source: RefSeq, a predicted model, not a curated record
GAUUCUCUUAUCAGAAUGGGUCCGUGCACUGGCUCACUGGGAUGGGUGGUCACCCUGUUCAACAGGAAACCCUGCGAAAAUAAUAGGUUGAAAAGCAAGCAGGCUUGAACCAACACUGUGCGGUUUGAGCUUCACAAACGCUGGUGUUUAUACGCUGGAUGCUGGCUGGAAACUUUUCAUAACAAAUUCAAACAUGUCACUGUUGUUUCCCCAUUACGCCAAGUUACAUUUACUUCUGUUGACUUUGGUGAAACGCAGGCCCAAGGAUGAAUUUAACACCAUUUAUUUGAACUUCUUCUUACUUGUAAUCUCUUUGGUGUCACUAGUGUCCAUAUUCUGUCUGACCAGGGGUGUGUCAGCAUAUAAAUUCAUUUCAUAGGACCCUGUGCAAACGGUUAGCCACCCGAUGCUGUCCUAUUGUUCGCCCCUUCAUAUACGAUGCAUGGUUUAGUGCUUUUCAUAUCACCAUGGUGAAUUAAAUGCUCUCUGCACACCUCCUGUCACACGUCCAGUCACCAGAUCUAAAUCUCACUAAACCAUAGAGGGUGUGAAGAACGAUUAUCAUCUCUCAAAGAUACAGAAAGCUCUUUCUUCUGGCGGCGUCUGGUGUUAACCUACCAGCCUCCAACCAUUGCAAUCACACCGCUAAGCUUUUGUAAGACGACAUUCCUUAAAGGACUGAAGAAGCAUUCAAGCAAGUAGCAGCCAAGCUUGUGUAACCGUUUUUCAAAUAAUUUGUUAGGUUUGCGAGAUUUUGUCCGAUCCCCUUGCAUGUUUUGUUGUGUUGUUGUCUCUGGAUACAUUUCUCUUGUAGCUGCCGUCCACAAAUAGGACUGACUGUAGCUUCUUGAAGGCUUUACGUGUUUCGCUACAACCGGUGAACAUACUACUGGUGCUGGUGAAUCUUAGUCCAGGCACUUCAACUGACAGCAGUGCCUAGCAACAUGACAAUUAAACCCCACAUUUAGCCACAAUAAAGACCUGUUGUAGUAACACUGCAUAUCAUACUUAAAACGUAAAUUCAACAGCUUUAGAAGCCAAACUGUUUUGUUUUUUUAAAGAAAGAAGCAGAACAGAAAAUGAACAUGGUGAUAAUCAAAACAAAAUGUUUUACAGCUCUACAUAAUUGUUGUGUAUUGUGCAAAGGCAGGAAUGCCUGUGGAGCAAACAUCUAGUAAAAGUUGCUCUGACGGAGCAGUUUAGACUUGUUCUUGCUAGUCAUGAAUUAGUGGAGCCUGGAGGCUUUGAUAUAUUUGACGUUUUACAUUCCUGAUAGCUCGACGUUAUUUCCAUAAUAUUCUCGCCUAGUUACUGGUGUGUGGGAGAGAUGUGUGUGAGAGAGAGAUGUGUGUUACAGUGGGAGGAGGCAAGGUGCUUAAAUAAGCGGCACCAACAGAUCACUCUUGUAACCUGAGAGGUGGACUAUAAAUACCCCUAACCUUUUCCUGUGUGUGUCGGUUUUUAUGUGUUUGGUCAGAGGUUGGUACAAGCUGGUUUGGCUGUUGGAGGACAAUACCGCUUUGGCAUGGGGGCCCGCCUGCUGCGCGGUUGCCGGUCAUGGCUUCACGAGUUGUACAGUUAUACCCAGAAAUGCAGAGGACAGACUGUUGGUCGGAUUCGAAGCGUUCUGCAGCUCUGUGCUCACCUAAAGUUCAACUUGUGAAAAAAUGCCCCAGCUAAUAACAUGUUUGAUGCGCACGAGUGAUUGCCGGGUUUCCAGACAUCAGCGAGACUCUCAGAUUUCUGCAGUUCUAGCAGCAGCCCCUCUUUCCAACCCAUCCGCAGUCAGAUCCCUAUUCCCACUGCACAUGUCAUGCCAUCCACGGCCGGAGCCCCGGCCUCUAAGCCCCAGUCAUGUGUCCAGGAGGACUGCCUGUCCUCGCUUGAGAGUCACAGAUCUUCCUCCGGCUCCAGGACCCCGAGCGGCUCCACCUCGAAGUCUUCCUCUCUUUCCAAGUCGGCAUCGUCGCCCAACUUGGACGCUCAGGCCGGUGUGGGAGGGGAACCCUUGGGUCCAAAGCCAGACUGCCUGAGCCGCUACCGCAGCCUCGUCAACGGGCUGGACCACUCGCUUUUCCCCUCAGACCACACGCGGUUGGAUGAGGGCCAGAGGUUUGACACUCCUGCCGUCGAACCUACUCUAAAUCAGUCAGCCCUGUUGGGGGGGUUAUGCCCUGAUGUCAGACUCCGAUUACAGGCGAGUGGGAUCAGAGACAGCCCGGACUGUGUGUCUGAGGCCUACAGAGGAGGCAUGGAGCACAGCUAUAAAGUUCUGCCUGAAGCAAGGCCCGGGGUUGCCGGCACAGCAGAAGCCUCUAAUCAGAGGGGCAGUCAGCCUGGUGCAACUGGCUCUGCUGGAGUCUACACAAGCCCUCUCAGCCUGCAGACACAGGCUCUGCUGAGGGAGCACACCGGCUCCAAAGGCUAUGAGCCACUGCGGCAGGACAGAUGUGGUGAACUGUCCAGCUGGCAGCAGCAACAGCAGCACAAGCAGCAACUGGAGAGUUUACGCCUGCAAGUGGAACAAAUGCAGUUGUUGGGCGCCGGUGUGGGUCAGUACCCACCUCUGUACUCGAACCCCGUUCACUCGGAGUCUGGCAAGUGGGACGCUCUGGUUAAAGCCAGUGAGAGUCUGUUGAAGGAGAAGGAGCUCAUCAUCGAGAGACAAAAGCAGCAUAUGGCCCAGCUGGAGCAGCGUCUGAGGGAAAGCGAGCUCCAGGUCCAUGGAGCACUUUUGGGUCGAGGGGCGUCUUAUGGGGACAUGUGCAUGCUGAGGCUACAGGAGGCUCAAAGAGAGAACGCAUUCCUGAGAGCGCAGUUUGCUGAGCGCACGGACUGCGUCGCCCUGGAGAAAGCAGAGGCAGAGCGCAGACUGGGAGCAGUCGAAGCUGAAACACGCCGACUAACAGACGGUCUGAAGGAGACCUGUGAGAGACACGCAGAGGAAAUGAAGAAACAGGAAGAGAGGAUCCGCAGUCGGGACAAACACAUUAGCAACCUGAAGAAGAAGUGUCAGAAGGAAGCGGAGCUGAAGAGGGAGAACCAGCAGCGUAUCGAGACUCUGGAGCGCUAUCUGGCCGACUUGCCCACCUUGGAGGACUACCAGAACCAGAACAAGCAGCUCCUGGAGGCUGAACAGCAGGCAGCCCAACUACAGGAGCAAGUAAAAGAAUUGGAGGUCUGUCUUGAGACAACACGCUCCCAACUAAAGGAAAAGGACGUCCAGCUGGAGGAGCAGAAACGCAGGGAGAGAGACCUGCUGACCACCAUCACUGAUAUGCAGCAGCGGGUGCAGCAGGGCCUCGAGGACGGAGCCAGGCUGCCAUCACUGGAUAUUGAGAAGCUCCGAGGGGACAACAACUCUCUGAGAGAGGAACAGCAAAGACUCAAAAAGGUCAUUGAGAAGCAACACCUAAUGAUGGAACAGCUUGGCUCCCAAAUCCAGGCUCUGGAGGAGCAGAUAUCUCAGGAAGAGAGCAGCUCCCAGGCUCUCAGAGAAGAGGUGUUGGCCAAAGAGCAGAAUGCGUUGGAGCUCCACACGGCCAUGAGGGAGCUGUCGGUGCAGAACCAAGAACUGUUGGAGCAGAAUCUGACCCUGCAGGAGCAGAUGAGCGAUCCAGAACAGAGGGGCACCAACCAGGCCUCCUCUGCCCUGCAGCCAGCCGGCGCUCGUCUCACACAGAGGCUCCACGUGGAGAUCGCCUCCUGCCUCAGUGACCUGCGCUCGCUGUGCAGCAUCCUGACCCAGAGAGCUCAGGGACAAGACCCAAACCUCUCGCUGCUGCUUGGUCUCACUUCACCUCCGCAAGUGGCAGAGCAGGGUGAGGACUGGAUGAGUCCAGAGGUGCUGCAGAAGAAGCUCGUCGAAGCCCAGCAGCUCCGUCGAGAUGUUGAGGAACUACGUAACGUCAUACUGGACCGUUACGCGCAGGACAUGGGGGAGAACUGUAUCACCCAGUAACCUUGCCGCCCCCGAUGAUGGAGGAAACUUGCAGAAGCCCACGCUUUUACCUCAGAAGCGUCUAAAACAACUCUUCUGUCUUUCAUGCCUAGUUACUGAAUGUCAGAAAAAGGACUGAAAUGGAUUAUACAUUUUUUUUAAAUGAGGACAGAGGAAAGCCCAUAUGGUUUAGCUUCUACUUCCCUCGACUGACUGAACGUCAAGUCUCAGAACCCUCCCUUCUUCCUAGAGAGUUCAUCUAUUUCUGUCCAAGGGCUAACAGAAAAUAACUUACCUCUAAUACUUGAUCCUUUAAGCAUAGUGCGUGUGUUUUUUAAUAAUGAUGACAUGAUACUGUCAGUUACCAAACAGUCUUAUACUUUUUGUUCCGCUGAAGUGGAUGACUAUUUGUGUAGAAGUCCCACAUAUAUAAUUUAUUUAAAAUUUUAUUUCCCGCCUGAGGGGAAUUAUCCAAGAAAAAUGGUUGACAAUCAACUGAAAAUAUUUUAACUUGUGCUUUUAACCCUAGUCACAAUGAAAAUGUUGCUAACUUGCCAUUAUUUAAAAUGGUAGACACUGUAACGUUAGACUCUUAGCUGUGAGGUCAAAGACGAAAACAACCAAGUCAGCUUCUAACACCAACAGGCCUAAAGCGGUUUUUACUACCAAAGAAAACUCUGGUCGACGGAAGUUGUGCAAGUCUCCAAAUGUUUGUGAGCGCUCCUCCCUGCUGCAGGACGCAUUCAUGAAUGAACACCAACAUGUGCCUUUCUCACGUUUCGCAAACAGCAAUGCUAAUUCAUUUCAGACCAACCACAGAGGGGCUGAUUGCAGCAGCUCUCUUCCAUUCUGACUUUUCUCUCUCAGCGUGUGAACCAGUAGUGUAGUCAAUACAUUCCCUGACUCUGAAUGUAGCAGAUAACUGUGGGCUGCGUCAGAGCUUGCGGAGGCCCCGACACUUUUUUUGUUCUUUAUUCCUCGUAGUUAAAUACAACUCAUCAGUCUGUGUGAUCGUUGUAGCCUCUGCUCUGUGUAGACCAAUAACUUCACAGGAUACUGUACGUUUCCAUUGACAGUGGCUUCAACAGAGUGGAUCAGUGUUUAAUAAUUGUACGCCUGAGAACCAGUAUUAAUCUUCAGUAUUAUUUAUUUUUAUUUUGUUUGCAUCGACAACUCAGCGUGAAAGUGUUUCGGAUCCUCCCUUAUGACUUGCUGUAAUAAUGUGCUAAUGUUUGAGUUAACUUUGGAAUCAACAAUGUGUAAAGGUCCCAUGAAGUGGCUCUUAGAUUAUUUCCUUCUGUGGCGUUUCGAAUGAGUUGGCAGGCGAUAGACACCGAGGAUGAGUCGCUUCCUUCAUGUGGAAGAGGGACAUGUUUUAAUCCCACAUGGUGGCGAUGAUGAUGGUGAUGAUGGGAGGGGUUGGCUGGAUCACCCCUAAAUCUCAGAUCACAUUGUACUCGACGGGAUUUUAUGUUUGCAAGAUAAGCCAUUUUUAAAAGACUCGACACUUUACAGGAAGAGAAAGGGAUUUUAAUAUGAAAAUAUGCAACAAUUACUUUUGACAAAAUUUUACAGAACAACACACCCAGGGACAAACAAGCCAUUUAGUUUUUCAUUUCAUGGGACCUUUAAACUCGAGUAGCACAAGAUUUCUCUUUGGAAAAGUCAGGUUCCGCAUGCCUUAACUUAACAUCUCAAAUGUUUUGCGAAAGGGAAAAAAAAUGAUGUUUAUAUUUUCAUACUUUUGUCCUUGUUUGUAUUUGCAUAUUUUAGAAAUAAAGACUUUCAACUUUUUGUUUUAAA